AUGGGCAUUGUGGACUCUAAUACUCCAGAUGGAGCUACAGGGCCAGUAGUCAUACAUAAUGCCUAUCAGGACAGAAAGCCAGCUAGGUAUCCAGCCUGUUAUAAAGGGGUUAUACUGACUUCCAUAAGUUUCAUAAGUUGUACUGAGCUCGAUGAUAAGCAGGAUGAAAACGAGGAAGCAUUAGGAACCACAUGGCACAACGACGAGUUACCUGAAGAAGAAAAGGGCAUAAACCAAAUAGAAGCAUUUCAGGCUUUCCUCAUGAUCUUUGCAUGUCCUCAGAGAAUGGUGGUCAAAGGAUACCAGAGUCAGAACUUCCAAGCUGUUAGUGUGAGUGUGAAGAGUUUUGGUGUACUAGGAAGCCCCUCUACUGUCUCAGGGGUUUCAUAUGUGGAGGCCACAGUAAUGGCUUCUCCCUUGACAUCUGAAGCAGUGCUAACAAUCAAAAAGAUCACUUCACCAAGUUCAUCUCAGCUGUCUGUCUCAUGGAAUCUGUAUUCGACUUCAUGUUCCUACCUUCUAGAUUUGAGGGUAGUGAACAACUCAAAAAUUCUACCCAUUGUUACCGAUUUAUCGGCAGGAACAACGUCCAGGCUUAUUCAGGCACUGAGGCCAGGGGUCACCUAUAAUAUAACGCUGAAAGCCGUCAGUGGAACUGUUGUGCUUGCUUCUACAUGGAAGGAUGCAAUAACAGUUCCUUCAACACCUCAGAUACUCCGGGCAGCUUCUACUUCAAGCUCAGAAAUGAAUGUUGAGUGGUCUGAAGCCGUUGGAGCAGACCGUUACUACCUGGUUAUAAAAUCAUCAACAGAGAGCUACAACCUGUCGUACAGUUCUUUGUCUGCAUAUGUGUCAAGUCUUCAGCCAGUAACACAGUACAAAAUUACCUUAUAUGGGUCAAACACAGCUGGUCUGAGUGCUGCAAGUAAAACCAGAAUCAUUACUACCUUGAUACAGCCUCCUACUGAUGUCAUAGCUACCACAAUCAGUGCAAGUACAGUGCAACUCCAGUGGAAUGAUGUGCCUCUGGUUACUUUUUAUGGCAUUCUUACCUAUAAAACUAAUGUUGACCUUAUAGUGCCAGUGGAUUUUAAGAAAACAUACACAGCUUCCAUUUUGCUGAAUAAUCUCCAACCCUACACUAACUAUACCUUUGGUCUGACAUCAUACAAUGAUUUACUUGUUCCUGGAGAAGAAUAUGACUUCAACUACACAACAAAUUCUAUGGAACCAGUGCAGUACAUUCAAGCACAGUAUUACUGCGCUGAGCAGAUAGCCAUUGUGAUUUGGGAAGCCACUCCAGGGGCAGUAUCGUACACGGUAAUAGCACAAGCAGUAGAUGGGCAUCAGAAAUCCUGCAAAUCAUUAACUGCAAGCUGCAAAAUAUUUGGACUCUCCUGUGGAUUGACUUACUCAGUGAAAGUUAUUGCUGAGAGUACAAGUUGUACAAGUAUAUCAACUGCAGACGUAACAUUUGAUACAGCUCCCUGUCCACCUCUGAACGUGGCAGCAUCACAUGACUGUGAUAACAUACAGAUAACGUGGGACCAGCAUGCACAAGCCACCUCUUAUAUAGCCACAGCUACAGGAUCUGAUGGAACUGUGUCCCAGUGCAGUACAGCUGAAACCUCUUGCUUCUUCCCAACAUUUGGCUGUGGGCAGGAUGUCACAAUGUCGGUCAGAGUGUCUGAUGGAAAGUGCAACAGCUCCAGUAGUGAUGUAGUUCACAUAAAUACAGUGCCAUGUCAGCCACAAAAUGUGAUCGCCACAGUAGACUGUGUGGAUAACUUUUUAACCGUCUCAUGGCAAACAGCAGAGGGUGCUUUGUCAUAUGAAGCAACUGCAACAGGAAGUAAUGGCAACGUCUACGUCUGUUCAUCCUUUGCUGGCAUCUGCAUAAUUGAAGGACUUCUGUGUGGAGACAGCCUGUCAGUAUCUGUCAUUGCUUUUGAUGACCAAUGUUCCAGUUCAGAAUCUAAUCCUGAGAUAGCUGACACAGUUCCAUGUGCGCCUGAAUAUAUUAACGUAAAUGCCAACUGUAGUGACUCAACCGCUUUAGUUACCCAUGACUUCAGCAAUGGAACUAUUUUCUAUGUAUCAUAUGCUGAAGGUGAAGAUGGGACAGAGUACGUCUGUGAAUCGUAUGAAACAAGUUGCUUGUUAACAGAGCUUGCAUGUGGCCAGUCGUAUUCCUUAUAUACAAUUUCAUCUAAUGUAAAGUGUAACAGCUCUAGGAGUGCCACAGUAGGAUUUCAGACAGCGCCAUGUACCCCAUACAAUAUCGAUGGUGCUCUCGAUUGUGACACAAAUUCGAUCAUAGCAAUGUGGGCCCAAAACUCAGGCAGCUUGUCAUACAAUGCUGUAGUAGAAGACUCAGAUGGUGUUGUGCUAUACUGCAACUCCACACAAGACAACUGUAUAAUUCCAGAUACUAAAUGUGGGACGGAAUACAGCCUGUAUGUGACAGCAGAUAACGGAAUAUGCCAGAGCCCCAGAGAUUUGCCAGUUAUACUAGUUUCAGAACCAUGCAUACCUCCCAAUGCUGCAAUCCAGCUUGACUGUGUCAACAGAAACAUACAAAUAUUCUGGUCGCACAGUACUGGCGGUGAGAUGUACACAGCAUACGUAGAGGCAGGUGACAGAUCUGGAAGCUUCUGCAAUUCAACUGGUACAACCUGCAGCAUCGAUGACUUACAGUGUGGUGAACCGUACGGUGUUACAGUCACGGCAUCCAAUAGUAUAUGCAGUAGUGAUCGAAGCGAAGAUAUUUUCCUACAACCAGUGCCAUGUGUCCCGGAAGCUGUGACCACACACUUCGAAUGUGGUUAUAAUAAUGCUGUGAACGUUUCCUGGAACCACACUGUUGCAGCCAAAUACUACAGUGUCACUGCUGUCAGUGCAGAUGAACACACUGUGGUCUAUAACACGACAGAUACGAACUGCACUAUUGACGCUUUGCAGUGUGGUGCACUGUACACAGUUUCAGUAACUGCCUCAAAUGGAAACUGUUUAAGCCAAAUGAGCUUGACAUCAGAAAUUCAGACAGCACCCUGUGUUCCAGAUUACUUGCAAGCACAGCUGGACUGUGGCAGUGACACAGCAAUGUUGUCCUGGUCAGGAAGUGUAGGAGCUAAAUAUUAUACAGCAGAAGCAGUGGGAGAGGAUGGACACAUCGCAACAUGCAACACAUCAGAUACCAGAUGUGAAAUAGGAGGUCUACACUGUGGACAGGUGUACACAGUCACCAUGACUGCAUCUGAUGAGAAGUGUUCCAGCCUGCAGAGUGCAACAUCUCAGGUUACCACAACACCCUGUGUUCCAGAUUACUUGCAAGCAGAGCUGGACUGUGGCAGUAACAUAGCAAUGCUGUCCUGGUCAGGAAGUGCAGGAGAUAAAUAUUAUACAGCAGAAGCAGUGGGAGAGGAUGGACACAUCGCAACAUGCAACACAGCAGAUACCAGAUGUGAAAUAGGAGGUCUACACUGUGGACAAAUGUAUACAAUCAGCAUGACUGCAUCUGAUGAGAAAUGCUCCAGCCUGCAAAAUGCAAUAUCUCAGAUUAACACAGCUCCAUGUGUUCCACAAAAUGUCAUAUCAAAGGUGAACUGCCCAACUGGCAUUGUUGUUGUGUCCUGGAAGAGCAGCCCUGGUGCCAUGUAUUAUAUAACAAAUGCUCUAGGUUCUCGUGGGCACUCAACAUUAUGCAACACAACAGAUACAACCUGCAGCCUAAGAGAUCUUCUGUGUGGACAGACCUAUAGCUUUACUGUAACUGCCUACGAUGAAAACUGCAACAGCAGCCAGAGUAUCGCAGCUGUAUCUGAAUCAGUUCCCUGCGUUGCAUCAAAUGUAGUUGCUGUCCUUGACUGUGGAACGAAUGGAGUCACCGUGUCAUGGAAUGGCGCUGAAGGAGCGCUUUCAUAUGCUGCAGUUCUCACAGGAAAGUACGACGAGACCAGGUGUGAAACCAUCCACAACACCUGUUCCAUUAAUGGCCUGCAUUGUAGUCAGACAUAUGCUGUUUCCGUCAGUGUUCUGGGAGGAUCAUGCGAGAGUUCAACUGGUGCAAUUUCUUUAAUACAGACUGUUCCCUGCAUUCCCAGUAUUACUUCUGCUGAUCUGAAUUGUUCCACUCAAAGUGUGUUUGUUGCAUGGAGUAACGUUACUGGAGCUGAAUCAUAUACUGCAGCAGUAGAAAUAGAUGGCACCCAGACUGCUUCCUGCCAUACAAACAACACUGCAUGUGAAAUUACACAAAUUGCUUGUGGAAAGACUUAUGAAGUAUCUGUUACAGCUACAAAAGCCACAUGCAGCAGCAAUCCAAGUACAUCUCUAACAGUUCAGACAGAGCCCUGCCCUCCUAAGAAUGUAAUGGCUCUUCUUCAAUAUACUAAUGACAUCAGUGUAUCAUGGGGUCCCAGUCCUGGAGCCAUCUCUUACAUACUGACUAUAGCAGGCAGUGAUGGAGUGGUGACCUCAUACAAUGCCACAACUAAUGCUUAUGACAUCACCAGUCUGCCUUGUGGAACAACAUACAGUAUAAUUGUGACUGCGUUGGGAGAUGGUUGCAACAGUGCACAGAGCUCCAGCAUCUCAGCAGAAACAGUACCUUGUGUCCCAGAUGGAAUUACAGUGAUCCCAUUCUAUGAAAACAAUACUGUGUUAAUAUCCUGGAACAAGACUUACGGAGCCACUUCGUAUCUUGUAGUAGGAGAAGGCAGCGAAGGUGACAUCCUGUCAUGCAGUUCAGUGGAUACUUUCUGCUAUUUGAUAGACCUACAGUGUGGAGAAGAGUAUAACAUUACAUUAAUGGCGAUACUUGACAAAACCAAUGGGUCACAAAGUCCAGCGAUCACAAUCAAAUCUGCUCCAUGCCAGCCUUCCCAAGUAAGAUCUGAGUUUAUAUGUGAUACUGAUAUUACAACAGUAAACUGGACCAUUUCUGCGGGAGCAGUUUCAUACCGUGUAAAUGCAAUAGGAAGCAAAGGACACACAGCACUGUGUACAACAUCGGAUACGUUCUGUGACUUUCCCGAUCUGAUGUGUGGGGAAAAUUAUUACAUAACUGUAACAGCACUGAACCUGCAGACUUCUAGCAUCCCAAGCAGCACUUCAGAAAUAACAACAGGACCAUGCAUGCCAGAAAAUAUAGCUGUAUUUGUGAAUUGCCCAUAUGACAUCAUUUCUGUGAGCUGGGACAAAAGUGACGGCGCUGCAUAUUAUACUGUCACGGUGGAGAAUGGUGAUGGCUAUGUCUACUGCAACACAACAGAUACAGGAUGUGACAUCAGCAUUCUGAACUGCGGACAGAUGUAUAGGCUAGCAGUGACAGCACAAGAUGGUGGAUGUCGCAGCAGUGAAGGCUUUUCCAGUUCAUUUUCAACAGCACCCUGUGCGCCUCAGUAUUUGGAUGCACAGGUCAGCUGUGAAAGCGGUGAUGUCACCAUUCAUUGGGAAGAUACCGAUGGAGCGAAGUUCUACAAAGCGAUUGUAGAAGGGGGAGGUGGACAAAUUGAAUCAUGCAACUCUUCGAGUACCUUCUGCGACUUCAGUAACUUAGUGUGCGGUGAUGAGUUCUCUGCAACAGUCGUUGCAUUCGACGAGAGAUGCAACAGCUCUUUUAAUACAUACAUCGCUUUUAACACAGUGCCCUGUGUACCAGACAACAUUGAAGCGUAUCUGAAUUGUGACAGUCAGACAAUCUCAGUGGCAUGGAACAGCAGCAGUGGUGCCAUGUAUUACACAGCAAGUGCCAUCACCAGCAGUGGCCACUCUACUUAUUGUAACACCACAAAUGCAUUCUGUGACAUUAGUGGCCUAAUCUGUGGUGAAACCUACAAUGUGACUCUUACUGCUUCAGACAGCAGCUGUACCAGUGCAGAAAGCAUAAGCUCUUCCGUUCAGUCAGCACCAUGUGUUCCACGCCUAGCUGAUGUUUUCAUGGACUGUGAUAGUAAUAUCAUGUUGGCUACCUGGAACAAGGCAGCUGGUGCAGGUUCGUACAUUGCAACAGCAGAAGAUGGGGAUGGUAGAUUGCACUUAUGCAUCGUCAAUGACACCAGCUGUGAGAUUAGUGACCUGGUGUGUGGGACACACUACCAAGUUACUGUGUUAGGUGUGAGUGAAGAUGAAUCGUGUAACAGUACUCUAAGUGACAGCAUUACUACUGAAACAGCACCUUGCAUUCCACAGAAUAUUCACCACCAUCUGGACUGCCAAACAAAUGAUGUCACAGUAUCCUGGAACAGCAGUGAUGGAGCCCUGCAGUAUAUGGUUGUGGCACAAGGAAAUGAUGGCCAUUCAGUGACUGUUAACACAACACAAACCACCUGUGACUUCGCUGCUCUACAUUGUGGACAAAGCUAUACAGUGCAAGUAACAGCGGGAGGGACAAACUGCACAUCACAAGCUGAGCACAUGUUUAUCACAGCACCGUGUGCCCCUGAAGGCCUGCAGCCACAUGUGGAUUGUGCCACUAACAUAAUGUUAGCCACUUGGGUUCAAAGUAAAGGAGCAGAGAGUUAUGUUACAACAGUAUAUGGGUCUGAUGGACAAAAAGAGCAGUGUAACACAACUGAUACUGAGUGCGAGUUCACCACACUUCAUUGCGGUGACACAUUUGACAUGGUCGUGAUGGCUGUGAAUGAGCAAUGCAGCAGUAAUGACAGCACCACUGUUCAGUUUAAAUCAGCACCUUGUACCCCUGAAGGCCUGCAGCCACAAGUGGAUUGUGCCACUAACAUAAUGUUAGCCACGUGGAAUCACAGUAAUGGAGCAGUGAGUUAUGUUACAACAGUAUAUGGGUCUGGUGGACAAACUGAGCAGUGUAACACAACUGAUACUGAGUGCGAGUUCACCGAUUUACAAUGUGGUGACACAUUUGAAAUGGUCGUGACUGCAGUGAGUGAACAGUGCAACAGUAAUUACAGUACUCCUGUUCAGUUUAAAUCAGUGCCAUGUGCGCCUGCAAAUCUGGUAGCAGAGGUAGAUUGUAACACGGGUGCCACCAACUGUUCUUGGAAUUCCAGUAACGGAGGGAAAUGGUAUACCAUUACAGCAGAGGGGUCAGAUGGCUCUGUAGCCGAAUGCAAUACUACAGAACUAAGCUGUGAGAUCAUAAACUUAAAUUGUGGUCAGAACUACACCAUGUCUAUUGUAGCUGCAGAUGAAGUUUGUGAGAGCUCUCUGCAUUUAAUAACGGACAUCAAAUCAGUGCCAUGUAAACCUGACAAUAUCCAAGCUACUCCCGACCAGAACAAUCCUUAUGCUGCUCUAGCUACUUGGAGUCCGAGCGAAGGCGCACUGUCAUAUACAGCAACCCUGGAAGGAAUGAACGGGCAUAGAAUAUCAUGUAACAGCACUGAUACAGAAUGUUCUGUCAGUAAUCUCCACUGUGGACAGACAUACUCAGUGAAUGUUCUAGCACACAAUGAGAAGUGCAGCUGUUAUUCAAACACAACCGAAAAUAUCACAACUGCUCCGUGUGCACCUCAACAUAUUUCAGCUGUUAUGAAUUAUGACAACUCCAGUGUUACAGUGUCCUGGGAUGUAGCAAAUGGCUCACUUGUCUACAUUUCAAUAGCACAAGGCAGUGAUGGAGACCUAAAGAUUUGUGAAACUAUGGAUUUAUUGUGCAUCUUUCAGAAUCUACAUUGUGGAGAGAAUUAUACCAUCACAGUGAUAGCAACAGGGGAAGGUGGAAACAGCACAAAAAAUCCUACUGUAACUGUCACAACAGCUCCCUGUCCACUGCAAGAAAUUUCAGCUGUUAUGAAUUAUGAUGACUCCAGUGUUACAGUGUCCUGGGUUGCAGAGGAUCCCUCACUAGUAUACAAAGUGAUAGCACAAGGCACUGAUGGUGACAUUGUGACUUGUGAAACUACGGCUUCAUCUUGCAUCUUGCCGAAUCUGCAAUGUGGAGUCAAUUAUACCAUCACAGUGAUAGCAACAGAAGAAGGUUUAAACAGCACCGGGAACCCCACUGUCACUGUGACAACAGCUCCCUGUCCACUGCAACAGAUUUCAGCUGUUAUGAAUUAUGAUGACUCCAGUGCUACAGUGUCCUGGGUUGCAGAGGAUGCCUCACUAGUAUACAAAGUGAUUGCACAAGGCACUGAUGGUGACAUAAAGACUUGUGAAACUACAACUUCAUCUUGCAUCUUGCAGAAUCUGCACUGUGGAGAUAAUUAUACCAUCACAGCGACAGCAACAGAAGAAGGUUUAAACAGUACCGGGAACCCCACUGUCACUGUGACAACAGCUCCCUGUCCACUGCAAGAAAUUUCAGCUGUUAUGAAUUAUGACAACUCCAGUGCUACAGUGUCCUGGGUUGCAGAGGAUGCCUCACUAGUAUACAAAGUGAUAGCACAAGGCACUGAUGGUGACAUAAAGACUUGUGAAACUACGGCUUCAUCUUGCAUCUUGCAGAAUCUGCACUGUGGAGAUAAUUAUACCAUCACAGUGAUAGCAACAGAAGAAGGUUUAAACAGCACCGGGAACCCCACUGUCACUGUGACAACAGCUCCCUGUCCACUGCAAGAAAUUUCAGCUAUUAUGAAUUAUGACAACUCCAGUGUUACAGUGUCCUGGGUUGCAGAGGAUGCCUCACUAGUAUACAAAGUGAUAGCACAAGGCACUGAUGGUGACAUAAAGACUUGUGAAACUAUGGAUUCAUCUUGCAUCUUGCAGAAUCUGCACUGUGGAGAUAAUUAUACCAUCACGGUGAUAGCAACAGGAGAAGGUUUAAACAGUACCGGGAACCCCACUGUCACUGUGACAACAGCUCCCUGUCCACUGCAAGAAAUUUCAGCUGUUAUGAAUUAUGACGGCUCCAGUGCUACAGUGUCUUGGGUUGCAGAGGAUGCCUCACUGGUAUACAAAGUGAUAGCACAAGGCACUGAUGGUGAUAUAAAGACUUGUGAAACUAUGGAUUCAUCUUGCAUUUUGCAAAAUCUGCACUGUGGAGAUAAUUAUACCAUCACAGUGAUAGCAACAGACAAAGUUUUAAACAGUACCGGGAACCCCACUGUCACUGUGACAACAGCUCCCUGUCCACUGCAACAGAUUUCAGCUGUUAUGAAUUAUGACGACUCCAGUGCUACAGUGUCCUGGGUUGCAGAGGAUGCCUUACUAGAAUACAAAGUGACAGCACAAGGCACUGAUGGUGACAUAAAGACUUGUGAAACUAUGGCUUCAUCUUGCAUCUUGCAGAAUCUGAACUGUGGAGAUAAUUAUACCAUCACAGUGAUAGCAACAGGAGAAGGUUUAAACAGCACCGGGAACCCCACUGUCACUGUGACAACAGCUCCCUGUCCACUCCAACAGAUUUCAGCUGUUAUGAAUUAUGACAACUCCAGUGCUACAGUGUCCUGGGAGGCAGAGGAUCCCUCACUAGUAUACAAAGUGACAGCACAAGGCACUGAUGGUGACAUAAAGACUUGUGAAACUAUGGCUUCAUCUUGCAUUUUACAAAAUCUGCACUGUGGAGAUAAUUAUACCAUCACAGUGAUAGCAACAGAAGAAGGUUUAAACAGCACUGAGAAUCCCACUGUCACUGUGACAACAGCUCCCUGUCCAUUGCAACAGAUUUCAGCUGUUAUGAAUUAUGACAACUCCAGUGCUACAGUGUCCUGGGUUGCAGAGGAGGCAUCACUAGUAUACAAAGUGACAGCACAAGGCACUGAUGGCGACAUAAAGACUUGUGAAACUAUGGCUUCAUCUUGCAUUUUACAGAAUCUGCACUGUGGAGAUAAUUAUACCAUCACAGUGAUAGCAACAGAAGAAGGUUUAAACAGCACCGGGAACCCCACUGUCACUGUGACAACAGAGCCCUGCACUCCAAGCAACAUUGGUGCAUAUUUGGUCUGUGAAACAAAUACAGCCAAUGUGUCAUGGAAUCUCAGUGCUGGAGCACAAUAUUACAUCACCACUGCAACAGGAAGUGAUGGUAGUCAAGUAUCUUGUAAGACGGACAGCCUGUCUUGUGACCUUGUGGGACUGCACUGUGGAAUGAAGUACAACAUAUCUGUCAAAGCAUUAGACAAUAAGAGUCAGAGCAAACCAACAUCUGUAGUUAAUAUACAAACAGUGCCAUGUAUUCCUCAAAAUGUCAGAAUCCUAGAGAACUGUCCCAACAAUUCAACGGUAAUAGCUUGGGAAUUAAGCAGGGGAGCACAAAACUACAGAGCAGUAGCCGAAGACACAGAAGGCAAUUUACUUGUAUGUACAUCAGCAAUAAGCACGUGUGAAAUUCAAGACCUGCUGUGUGGAACUGCAUACAUCAUACAUGUUACAGCAUCAGAUUCGUCCUGCACCUCACCUCCAGCUUCUUCUUACACUACAAGAACAGCACCUUGCCCACCACAGAACACUAUAAUGUCUGUGGAUUGUGCAACUCAGAUUGCGUCAUUUUCCUGGGAUCAGGUUGGUGGAGCCGUAUCGUACAGCGUAAUUGCAACUGGGGAUGAUGGUGGCAUCUACUCCUGCAAUACCACAGACACUUUCUGUCACAUUACCACUCUGAAAUGUGGACAGAAAUAUACUGUUGACGUGCUAGCCAUAGACGAUUUACAAUGUAACAGCGUGCCAGAAUCAUCAAGUGAAAUUCAGUCAGUGCCAUGUGUCCCACAGAUCAUUAGUGCUGAUGUCAACUGCGAGACCAAUUAUGCAACUGUUGUUUGGAAUUACAGUGAUGGGGCACUUUCCUAUGAAGCAACUGCAACAGGACUGAAUGGACAUAAAGCAAAAUGUAUUUCAUCAAAUGAGACCUGUGACAUAACUGAAUUAGAGUGCGGAUUGGAAUAUCAAGUAACCGUGACAGCUGUAAGCAAUGAGUGCCAGAGUGUGAGCAGUUCUGCAAUGGACAUUAUAACAGUGCCAUGUGUUCCUGAGAAUUUGCAAGCUACAAUAGAUUGUCAGAGCAAUGUGGCAACCGUGUCCUGGAAUGAAAGUCAGGGAGCAGAUUUCUACUCUGUGAUGGCAAUGGGAGCGGAUGGGCACAUCAUUUUCUGUAGUGCCACUAAUACAUCUUGUAAGAUGACCGACCUUCGAUGUGGGCAGCCUUAUAAUAUGACAGUAACAGCAACAGGACUGCCAUGCAACAGUUCACAAAGCAUGGUAACCGAUAUCCAAGCAGUUCCCUGCAGCCCACAUUAUAUCUUGGCUGAGACUGACUGCGAUACCGGAACAGUGGCGAUAUCCUGGGAACAAAGCGAGGGUGCAUUGUUUUAUGCUGCUUUUGCUGAGGACAGUGAAGGGAAUAGUGUAUCAUGUAACACUUCAAGCACGACUUGUGAUAUCAACAGCCUGCAGUGUGGCCAGUCUUACACAGUGUCCGUUAUAGCAAGUGAUAACAUCUGCAGCAGUGCUGAGAACGAAACAUUUACAGUCAGUACAGCACCCUGUAGCCCACCAAAUGCCAGAGCUACACUGGGCUGUGCCAGCAAUGUUAUAUCCAUCUACUGGGGUCAGAGUAAUGGCGCACAACUUUAUAUUGCAAGUGCAGUCUCUGAAGAUGGUGACAGUUAUUCUUGCAAUACAACGGACACAAGCUGUGAUUUUGUGGAUGUACAGUGUGGAGAAAAGUAUCUUAUCACUUUGAUGGCAAACGAUUCAAAAUGCAACAGCCACAUUCAGACCGUCGCUACACUUCAGACAGCACCGUGCAUUCCAGAAAAUGGUUACGCCGAGCUCGAUUGUUCUACCAACAUUAUAGCUGUAUCGUGGAAUCAAAGUAAAGGUGCAGUAAAUUACAUUGCAACAGCAGUCGCUCCCAAUGGACUAAAUUAUUCCUGUGAAACAACCAGUACAGCCUGUACCAUAGAAGAUGCAGAAUGUGGGCAGACAUACGUCAUUGAUGUGACAGCAACAGAUUCAAACUGCAGCAGCUCUCCUCACACUGUAACUACACUUCAUGCAGUUCCAUGUGCGCCCAUUAAUGCUCAGACGCAGCCUGGCUGCUUCAGUAAUUUCACACUAGUAUCAUGGGGUCGCAGUGAAGGGGCACUGGAAUACAUCGCCACAGCUGAAGACCCCGAUGGCCAAGUAUAUACAUGCAUAUCAUCUUCAGGGUUUUGUCAGAUUGAAGAUUUGAACUGUGGAAUGGAAUAUGCAGUGCAUGUUAUAGCAUCAAACAACAUCUGCAAUUCUUCACAAAGUACUUCCUCCAAAAUAAAAACAGCACCAUGUCCAGCAAAGAACAUUAGCACACAUGUGGACUGCACCACGGAGAUUGCCUUGUUUUCCUGGGACCCAAGUGAGGGAGCCAUAUCCUACACAGCUAGUGCAAGUGGGCGUGAUGGAAGUAGUUAUACCUGUAACACAACUGACACAUCUUGUAGUAUCCCAACCCUGGCAUGUGGACAGAAAUACACUGUGGAUAUUGUAGCAACAGAUGAGAUGAACUGCAGCAGUAUGUCAGAGGCGCCAAUGGAAAUACAAUCAGUGCCAUGUGUUCCAGACAUCAUCAGAACUGAUGUGGACUGUGAUACCAACAUUUUAGCCAUUUUCUGGGAUAAUGCCAAAGGGGCAGAGUCAUAUACAGCUAAAGCAUUAAACAGCACUGAGGAAGCUACAUCCUGCAAAACGGAAAAUACCACCUGUGAACUGGAUGGCCUGCUCUGUGGUGCAAGCUACUUUGUGACUGUUACAGCUCAUGAUACACAAUGCAGCAGCUUAGAAAGUUCUCAUCUUGCAGUGGACACAGUGCCAUGUGUUCCCGAUGGUUUGCAAGCAUCAGUGAUCUGUGACAGCAAUGAUGGAGAUGUAUCAUGGCAACCAAGCCAAGGGGCAGAAUCAUACUCCGUGACAGCAGUGGACAGUGAUGGACAUAUUGUAUUCUGUGACUCGGGCAAUACUUCUUGUCAGCUUAGUGAACUGAAUUGUGGAAAGCAAUACAAUGUAACAGUAGCAGCUAUUGCCAACCUAUGCAACAGCUCACAGAGUUUACCCAUCAAUAUUCUAUCAGUGCCUUGUAGUGCAUAUCAUACGGCAACAUCAAAGAUCUGUGAGACUGGGCUUGUGUCUGUCUCGUGGGAGCAUGGUGAAGGCACAGAUUUAUACACUGCAAUCGCUGAGGGUACUAGUGGAUUUUCUGCCACCUGUGAAACGCAGGAAACAUCAUGUGACCUAUCUGACUUGCUUUGUGGACACACAUAUACCAUAACAGUUAAAGGAACCAAUUAUAAUUGCAGUAGUUAUAGCAGUGACUCUGCAACAGUGAAUACAGUACCAUGCAGACCCCAAAAUGUGAAAUCGACACUAACCUGUGCUACAAACAUUGGGUUGGUUACAUGGGAACCAGCAGAUGGCGCUCAGUCAUACAAAGUUGUUGCUGAAGGAAGUAAUGGCGAGGAAGAAUCCUGUAGCACAACAGACACAAACUGUACACUUACAAAACUAAGCUGUGGGCAGUAUUACAGAAUAACCGUGAUAGCCUUAGAUGAUGCCUGUGCUACAGCAACAAGUAUUUCUAACAUCAAGGCAGCUCCUUGUGCCCCAGUGAACGUCAAUGGAGAACUGAGCUGCACAACUAAUACAGUGACUGUGUCGUGGGACCAAAGUGAAAAUGCAAUUUCAUACACCGCAACUGCAGUUGGAAUAGAUGGGCACACAGCAUCCUGCAACUCAGAGACUACAACAUGUGACAUUUCUAGUUUGCACUGUGGACAGAGCUACAGCGUGACUGUCACGGCUUAUGAUAACAAAUGUGGCAGCGACAGCAGUGCAGCAUUCACGUUUGUGACAGUUCCAUGUGUUCCCAGCAAUACUCAAGUGCAGGUGGAUUGCGCUACAAACUCAGCAGUGUUUUCUUGGGAUGCCAGCAAGGGUGGGACAUCGUACUUUGCAGUUACAGAGGAAGGCCAUAACAGUGUGUCAUUCUGCAGCACAAAGCAAACCAAAUGUGCGACUGAGAAUCUUGUUUGCGGUACCACAUACACAUUCUCUGUAUCUGCUUCUGAUGGGGUCUGCAACAGCUCUUACAGUUUGCCCAUAACUGGGGGAGCAGUUCCAUGCCCUCCUGAUGUUCCAGGUAUAUAUCUUCGUCGCAUGUUCUACGGUACUCAGGAAGCUGAAAUAAGCUGGAUUGAAAGCCACUGUGGAUCAGAAUAUUCAGCUAAUGUCAUAGGACAGAUGGAAAAUGAUCCAGACUCUCAGUUUAAUUUAACAUCUUACUGGACGGACUAUCCCUUUUUCCUUAUACCCAUUCCCUGCAGUUCAACAUUCAACAUCUCCAUUACAGCAAAAAAUGCAGCAGGUGUCAGCGUUUAUGGUCCUCCAUUUGGUGGCAUGACAGCUCCCUGUCCACCGCAAAGAAUUACUGUGGCAAACAAUUCAAAUUCGCUUCAGAUUUCAUGGCAAACAUCCACCUUUGCUACAACAUACAAAGUAUACAAUGUUUUCAAUAAUCAAAGCACUGUGAUUUGUACAACUUCAGACUCCACGUGCAGCGUGCCAACUUCAGUGAGUGGGUAUAUCGAAGUCACAGCUUUGAAUUCAGCAGGAGAAAGUGAGCCUGGUUUGCAAGCAGCACAGAGAAGGAAGAAGAGAAGUGCCAAGAAGUAAUCCCAUAAUAUCAUCUGGAGAAGGAGUAUACCCACAACUACUGUUCACCAGAACUGCCUUAUAAAAAUGCACUUCCACUUUGUAAUUAAAACUGCUGCUUCAUUUCAUAGUUUUUAGAACUUGUAUUUACACACUGCAAAAUGAAGGAAACAAGAUUAGCAUAUUAUUAAAAAAGAUAUAUAAUUUUUUUCUUGUAAAUGAAGUACUCUAUUUUUGUGAAAAAUAAUAAAUAUGCAUGUCGACAUAUACAUUCCUUGUUACGCUUUUCUGCAGUAUUUUCUUUCUAAUGGCAUAUCAGUAAAACACUUACAGCAGUAAUGUAAAAUGUCUUGUAAUUCUAUUGAUUUUUGCAACCAGUCAUUGGGGUACUGGAUUUCACAAUAAAAAAUAUGUGCCUGGAAAAA
Messenger RNA from Protopterus annectens (West African lungfish), 14966 nucleotides. RefSeq lists its product as uncharacterized. Bases 1 to 14562 code for a protein of 4853 amino acids. NCBI's taxonomy places the organism in Eukaryota, Metazoa, Chordata, Ceratodontiformes, Protopteridae. Gene Ontology annotation, molecular function: protein binding. The record is from RefSeq and is a predicted model, not a curated record. The transcript has 59 exons.